Molecule: messenger RNA, 4022 nt
Organism: Dothidotthia symphoricarpi CBS 119687
Lineage: Eukaryota; Fungi; Ascomycota; Dothideomycetes; Pleosporales; Dothidotthiaceae
Product: WD40 repeat-like protein
Exons: 5
Coding region: 158-3919 (1253 amino acids)
Biological process (GO): COPII-coated vesicle cargo loading; intracellular protein transport; endoplasmic reticulum to Golgi vesicle-mediated transport
Cellular component (GO): endoplasmic reticulum exit site; COPII vesicle coat
Molecular function (GO): protein binding; structural molecule activity
Source: RefSeq, a predicted model, not a curated record
CUUGCAACUGCGUCGGCGUCCAGACACAUUGCGGAUCUUGCUUCUUCCACGUACAUCUCCCCAGAAAACCUCACAAGACUCUCCCGUUCCCCCCUCAUUUUGGUUGCGUUUCCUAUUCACAACUCGCUACACUUGACGCCCUGGUGCGACUACCGCCAUGGUCCGCCUGCGCGAGAUUCCCAGGACGGCCACUUUUGCCUGGUCGCCUGGCCCAACCCAGCCUGUGAUAGCCACAGGAACCAAGGCUGGAGCAGUGGACGCCGAUUUCUCAAACGACACGCAAUUAGAGCUCUGGGAGCUACAGCUGGACGAUGCGGAGCAGGACGUUGAACUCGAGCCUGUUGCUACUGUCGAUGUGGAGUCGAGAUUCAACGACAUUGCCUGGAGCCAGCCCAGCGAGCAGUACCCGCGGGGCAUAAUAGCGGGCGCAUUAGACAGCGGUGCGCUCGUGUUGUGGGAUGCGGAGAAGCUGCAGGCGGGAGCAAGUGACGCCCAGAUCGAGCAGCUUGACAAGCACACAGGUCCCAUCACAGCCAUCCAGUUCAACCCCUUCCGCCCGAACAUCCUCGCCUCCGCAGGCGCAAAGGGCGAGCUCUACAUCCACGAUCUCGAUGACGAGUCAAAGACAUUCCGCCUGGGCAAGGCCGGCGCGAACCCCGACGAGUACACCACGCUGGACUGGAACAAAAAGGUUCCCCACAUCCUAGCAACGGGCAGCAGCGGCGGAUUUGUCACUGUUUGGGAUGUCAGGGCGAAGAAGGAGACUCUCACAUUGAACCAUUUUGGAAGGAAGACUGUGAGCGCUGUAUCCUGGGAUCCAGAAGUGCCCACCAGACUGGUCACCGCUAUCCCGACCGAUCAGAACCCACUCGUGCUGGUAUGGGACCUGCGCAACACCAACGCACCCGAGAAGACGCUCCAAGCGCACGACCAGGGCGUGCUUUCCCUCUCAUGGUGUGUGCAAGAUAGCGACAUUUUGUUGUCUUGCGGCAAGGACAACCGGACGAUUGCUUGGAACCCGCACAGCGGAGAGCAGCUGGGCGAAUUUCCAGUCGUGACAAACUGGACGUUCCAGACACGGUUCAACCCUUCAAACCCCAACUUGCUCGCUACCGCGUCGUUUGACGGAAAGAUCUCGAUACAGACACUGCAAAACACCGGGGCUACAGCAGACCAGGCCAAGGCCGCUUCUCAGGCCCCCGAAGGCGAGGACUUCUUCUCCCAGACGCAUGUCGAGCCCCAGGGUGCCUCCUUCUCGCUCAAGACGCCUCCCAAAUGGCUGAAACGGAGAGCGGGUGUUUCGUUCGGCUUUGGUGGCAAGCUUGUUCGAUUUGGCAUUGCAGAUUCAAAGUCAAAGAUCACCAUCUCGACGUUUGCGGUAGACUCGGAGAUCAGCACAGCCAGCGAGGAAUUCAACAAGGCUUUAGAGAAGGGCGACCUUUCCGCCAUCUGCGAGUCGAAAAUGACAAAGGCGACCACCGAAGAGGAAAAGGCAGACUGGACGGUCAUUGAAACUCUGACUUCAGAUAGCCCACGCAGCAAGCUUGUUGAAUACCUUGGAUUUUCAGACACGAAAGAGGAAGCGCCAGUCGAAGAGAAGAAGGAGGCAGAUACCAACGGAACAGCCGAUGAUGGUGCUUCAUUCUUCGACGAGUCGACUGAUGAGGGCAACUUCCUCUCGGAUCUUGCGGCCUCAAAGGGUGCAAAGACAAACAACCCGUUCCAGGUGUACACCGGCUCCGAGUCGGAAGUCGACACAAAGAUCACCCGUGCUCUCAUGCUCGGAAAUUUCAAUGCGGCACUUGAUGUGUGUCUGAAAGAGGGACGUUUGUCGGAUGCUUUCAUGAUCGCCAUCUGCGGUGGAGAAAAAUGUAUUGCAAAGGCCCAAGCUGCAUACUUCAAGAAGCAAUCAGAUGCACCAAACUAUCUGCGUCUGCUUGCCUCUGUGGUGGGAAAGAACCUCUGGGACGUAGUGUACAAUGCCGAUCUCAAGGACUGGAAGGAAGUCAUGGCCACCAUCUGCACAUUUGCCGAUCAAUCCGAGUUUCCUGACCUCUGUGAAGCCCUCGGUGACCGACUCGAGGAAGCCAUCACAGAGGAGACUGACUCUUAUCGCAAGGACGCCUCAUUCUGUUACUUGGCUGGCUCCAAGUUGGAGAAGGUGGUGGUCAACUGGGCGCAAGAGCUCCAAGAGAGCGAGGCUGCUGGCGUGGAGGAGUCCGAGGAAGACAACAGCUUCUCCAUCCAUGCGCGGUCGCUGCAAGACUUUAUCGAGAAGGUCACCAUCUUCCGAAAGGUCACUGGAUUUAAGGACUCAGAGCAGCAGAAAGAUGCCGACUGGAAACUUGAGCCACUGUACGCGAAGUACGUUGAAUAUGCCGACAUUGCAUCUUCUCAUGGACAGUUGGCCAUUGCGGAGAAAUACCUAGACCUCCUCCCAGAGAAGUACCCAGCGGCAGAUGUAGCUAGGAACCGGGUCAAGCAAGCUACAAGGAAAGCUGCGCCGCAACCUGCUGCUACUCAGAGACAGACGCAACCUGCUGCCGCUCAACGAGGCCAGCGUAUAGUACCCGGCUACACACCUGUUCAAGCACAACAGCCUCCGAUAGGGCAGCAAUCAAACUCACCUUAUGCCGUACCUAACCCUCUCGCAACACAACAAACAGCCUCACCCUACGCUCCUGUCAACCCUCUUUCAGCGCAAGCGCAGGCAGCUGUUCCAGCCCCAGGUCGAAGUGCAUACACACCAGCUGGCUAUCAACAGCAAUCACAACAGUCCGUUCCUCAACCUGGAUACGGCGGUUAUGGACAGCCUCAGCCAUCUUCAAUCGCACCUCCACCACGCAACUUCCAAGAUGGGCCUGCAAUCAUACCAGCAGCCAACCGACCCAACAUUCCUGCUUGGAAUGACACUCCUGACUUUGGUCCGCCCAAGACAGCCUCGCGUCGUGGUACUCCAUUGAACGCUGUGGCAUCUCCAUUCCCCAACCAGCAACAAGGCUAUGGUGUGCCCCCUCAGGGUCCUCCAUCGGCUUUCCAACCAAUGUCAAGAUCGACUCCUCCGCCUCCACCUAAAGGACCUCCCCAAGGGCCCCCACGGAUGACUUCGCCACCACAGAGCGCUACUGGGCCGAGUCCUUAUGCUCCAGCGAACACAUACGCUCCCCCGCAGCCUGUUGGUUUCGCGUCUCCACAACAAGCGCCACUAUCACGUGGAGCUUCCCCAUACCAACCACCAUCUUCCGCCGCUCCACCAUCCAGUCGUUAUGCUCCUGCGCCAGGUUCACAGCCUUCCGCCCCGCCGCAGGGUAUGGGAAUGCCGCCGCCCCGUCAUAUCGCGCCGCCACCAGGUCAGUUCACGCCUGGUGCAUCGCCUUAUGCACUGCCGUCGUCGUUCCAACAAGCGCCUCCCGCAGCAUCAGCAUCAGCAUCAGCGCUGCCGCCUAGAGGUCCGCCUCAAGGCCCGCCACGCGCUGGUCCUCCAAUGGGUGGCCCACCCCAGACUGGACCCCCUAGGCCGGAUUCUCGACCCAGCACCGCGACGUCGCAGGCCGCGCCGGUUGCACAGAAGCAUCCUUCUGGUGAUCGAUCCCACAUUCCCGAUGCCUCUCGCCCCAUCUACGAGAUCCUCAACGCUGAACUCCAGCGUGUGAAGGCCAAGGCACCAGCACAGUACAAGGCGCACAUUGUCGAUACCGAGAAGCGCCUCAACAUCCUCUUUGAUCAUCUGAACAACGAAGACCUGCUGAGGCCGGAUACUAUCCAGCAAAUGAACGAACUGGCAGGCCACAUCCAGUCUAAGCAGCAUGACCAGGCAGGUGCGAUAUUCUCGGAUAUCAUGACUAACAAGACGGAUGAGGGGAGCAACUGGAUGGUUGGUGUCAAGAGGCUGCUUGCUUUCAGCAAAUCCACCGUGUAGGGGAGGAUAGUGCAUUACAAGGGGAUUGAUUGAUGACGUGAGUUCAUAGAACACAUGACUUGGACGUAUUGUAUGUGAUAGAAUCAAAAGAAGUAUACGCUUG